Messenger RNA from Oncorhynchus nerka (sockeye salmon), 2285 nucleotides. RefSeq names its product torsin-1A-interacting protein 2-like. Gene Ontology annotation, cellular component: membrane. The record is from RefSeq and is a predicted model, not a curated record. The transcript is spliced from 6 exons. The coding region runs from base 133 to 1764 and encodes 543 amino acids. Lineage: Eukaryota; Metazoa; Chordata; Actinopteri; Salmoniformes; Salmonidae. Gene Ontology annotation, biological process: membrane organization. Gene Ontology annotation, molecular function: ATPase activator activity.
UUCCGGCUAUAAGCGGUCAUUCUGCGACAUUUCUUAUUGCUCCUCUGUACCAAGAGGCACAUUUAAAGCGGAUAUUUAUCUGAGCAAGGCGAUACAGUGGUAAAAAAGGAGACGGGGCCUUCUGCUGCAGUGAUGGAACAGCAAGGCCGUGAUCCAGAGGAGAACAACCCCACUGCCCAAGUGAAGAGGAGUGAGAGCCACUCUACAGAGAAAGAUGCUCAGGUAGAGCAGAGAACCACAGAUAUAGAUACUCCUGCAGAGCAGAGCAACCAGAACCAGGAUUCCUCUUUACCCCCAAAUACAUCAAGUGGUCAGGGGAGCCAGAACUUGGAGGAUCUUGAUACCGAAGUAAAAAAGGAGACGGGGCCUUCUGUUGCAGUGAUGGAACAGCAAGGCCGUGAUCCAGAGGAGAACAACCCCACUGCCCAAGUGAAGAGGAGUGAGAGCCACUCUACAGAGAAAGAUGCUCAGGUAGAGCAGAGAACCACAGAUAUAGAUACUCCUGCAGAGCAGAGCAACCAGAACCAGGAUUCCUCUUUACCCCCAAAUACAUCAAGUGGUCAGGGGAGCCAGAACUUGGAGGAUCUUGAUACCGAAGUAAAAAAGGAGACGGGGCCUUCUGCUGCAGUGAUGGAACAGCCAGGCCGUGAUCCAGAGGAGAACAACACCACUGCCCAAAUGGAGAGCAGUGAGAGAGACUCUGAAGAGGAAGAUAAGGAUGGAGCUGUAGAGCCCCAGAUUCCACUCCUCAUCACAUACCAGAGGGCUACUAAAGAACGUGAAUACCUAUCCCUAAAAAAGGAGACUGGGCCUUCUGCUGCAGUGAUGGAACAGCAAGGCCGUGAUCCAGAGGAGAACAACACCACUGCCCAAGUGGAGAGCAGUGAAAGAGGCUCUGAAGAGGAAGAUAAGGAUGGAGCUGUAGAGCCCCAGAUUCCACUCCUCAUCACAGACCAGAGGGCUACUAAAGAACGUGAACACCCAUCCCGUGAUGUGACAAUUUUGAUACUCCUUGGGCUUGUAGUGUUGCUGCUGGCUGUGGCUGUGAGCUUCAUCACUGAGUCUCGCACUGAGAACACAGUGUUCAACCGAACAGAGACCUUCCACAGAGCGUUGAAGAAGGUGGAGGUGGCUUUCCCUGGGCAGCGCUCUGAGCUGUGGAGGAGGAGCAGGAUCCACCUGGAGAGGCACCUUCAGACGACCCUGCCCACGGAGCCAGUCAGCCUGAUGCUGACAGCAGGCCGCAGGGGGGAGAAGACGCUGCACUGCCUUGCCCUGCAGCUGGCCUCCGCCUUCUCCUCUGCCUUCAACACCUCGUCCAUCCUCCACAUCGACGGGGCCAGCAAGGCUGGCCAGGACAGCGACCAGGUCAAGCUGGACAUUGACACCCAGCUGGGGGAAGCCUUCGAGGGAAACCGGUCCGUAGCCGUCAUCCAUCGCUUUGAGGAGCUGCCCCCGGGUUCCACGAUCAUAUUCUACCGCUACUGUGACCACGAGAAUGCAGCCUACAAAGAGGCCUUGCUCAUCUUCACCGUGCUGCUGGGGGGUGAGGAGGAGCUGCCGGCCAGCCUGGGACUGAGUGCCGUGGAGGAGAUGGUGGAUGACCACCUGCAGGACAAGUUCCUCUCCUCUGACCAGCCGGCCGCCUUUGACUUGAUGGACCUGGACAAGUUCAGUGGUCUGUGGAGCCGCAUCUCCCACCUGGUCCUGCCAGUGGCAGCAGAGGAGAGGAUAGAGCAGAGGGGCUGUGUCACAAUUCCAUAGGGAGUUGGCACCCAAACAAACCUUCUAAUACUCCAAUCAAUCAACUAUAUGAAACUUCUAUCAUCAUCAUCAUCAGUUGUGAUGUUUUAAUGGUCAUAGCACACAGGGAUGUGAAUAGAAUAGCAAUGGUUGACCACUUGCCACUUUAUAAGUUUAUAAGUCUGCUACAAAAGGCAGAGCCAAGAAGGAGAAAAGAAAACCAAGAGAGACAUUGCAGUAAUGUAGUAAUUAGUGAUCAGGAAGACACUGCAGGGUGUGUAUUGUAUGUACAGCAUGUAUGAGAUUGGGUUAAUAAUGAAGGAUGUGAUUAUUAUGAGUCUGUUUACUCUCAUAUUUGAAUGAUCCUAUAUAUGUCUAUCGAAGAGCUGUGUGUGUGUGUGUGUGUGUGUGUGUGUGUGUGUUUUGAUGUUGUAACCAGGGGUUUACUUUGUCAGGAUUACCCAGAUUGCCUCACCUGUCAAGGACUUUGGCGAGAACAAUGUGCCUUAAAUGGAAAUAAUAAAAUAUGGGGAAUGUGUGUA